CCGUCCACCAGUCUAAAGGCUUCAAAGCUUCUGGUGAGAGAGACACCAUCGUAAUCGAUGACAGAACUCGUGAUUUGACGCAAGUUGAUUUCAUUUGAGCCGGUGCGACCAACAGCCUGCCACAGUGCUGCUGCUGCAUGACAUCGUUUACAUCCGAGUUCAUUAUAUAAGGAGGGAAAAGAAGCAUAGAGAAAGAAAAGGAAACAAAGGCAGAUAUGUCUCCGAAUCAUUCGAGCGAAUCUAGCGGGAUGGCAUUCUUCGAGUCCCCCGUCAAGGUAUUCUCAACCGCCGCGGGGCUACGUGUCGUCCUCCUGUUCUACGGGAUCUGGCAGGAUGCUAAUUCCCCCGUGAAAUACACGGAUAUCGACUACAUGGUCUUUACAGAUGCGGCGCGGUACGUCUCGCACGGUGAGUCACCAUACGCCCGUGACACAUACCGGUACACGCCGCUGCUGGCGUGGAUGCUGCUCCCCACGGCGUGGUGGUGGUUUUCCUUUGGCAAGGCGCUGUUCGCUGCGGCGGACCUCCUUGCCGGCUGGCUGAUCACGAAGGUGCUGAUGCAGCAGUAUGGGAUGAGUCCGUCCAGGUCCCUGCGGUACGCGAGCGUCUGGGUGCUGAACCCUAUGGUGGCCAACAUCAGCACGCGGGGCAGCUCGGAGGGUCUGCUCGGCGUGCUGGUUGCAGCUCUUCUGUGGGCGGUGCUCAACCGGAGAAUCACGCUGGCGGGGAUCUUGCUUGGGCUUGGGGUUCAUUUCAAGAUCUAUCCGUUCAUCUACGGGCCGUCGAUUCUCUGGUGGCUGGACGCGAACCAUGACGGGUCGGCGGCAAAGUCAAGAAGCACCACGCAGAAGAGGAAAACAAGCCAGCCCAGCAGUCUGCUUUCCCAAGCGCUCGACUUUUGCACUCCAGCGCGUUUGCAGCUCACGAUAGUUGCCCUUGUGGUGUUCAUGGCUCUCAACGCAGCCAUGUAUGUUCUCUACGGCGCCCCCUUCCUGCAGCACACGUACCUCCACCACCUGACGCGGAUCGACCACCGCCACAACUUCUCCCCGUACAGCACUCUGCUCUAUCUCGCUGCCGCAGGGGAUGCCCAUCUUCGCUUCGAGUCGCUCGCCUUUCUUCCGCAGCUCCUCCUGUCUGUGGUGGUCAUCCCGCUCGUACUCGCAAAGCGGAGUCUGCCCGAUGCGAUGCUCGCGCAGACGUUUGCCUUUGUCACCUUUAACAAAGUGUGCACCAGUCAGUAUUUCCUGUGGUACCUCGUUUUCCUCCCCUUCUACCUCCCCAAUUCCUCCAUGCGGAAACGUCCUCUCCUCGGUUUCCUCGCUUUAUCUCUAUGGAUUAUCGGACAGGGUCUCUGGCUGCAUCAAGGCUUCCGCCUCGAGUUCCUUGGCAUCUCGUCCUUUGUCCCCGGUUUGUUCCUGUCUGGCUUGCUUUUCUUUGCCGUCAAUAUUUGGAUUCUGGGUAUCAUCAUCCAGGAUGUGCAGGGUGUAGAUGGGAAAGUCAAAAUUUAGUUCUGCACACUAAAAUCAUAUAAAUAGACUUCUUAAAGUACCUUUUCUAUGCACAAUUUUAAAUCAUG
Penicilliopsis zonata CBS 506.65 is the source of this 1579-nucleotide messenger RNA. RefSeq lists its product as hypothetical. Gene Ontology annotation, biological process: GPI anchor biosynthetic process. The transcript is spliced from 3 exons. Gene Ontology annotation, molecular function: alpha-1,4-mannosyltransferase activity; GPI mannosyltransferase activity. Lineage: Eukaryota; Fungi; Ascomycota; Eurotiomycetes; Eurotiales; Aspergillaceae. Gene Ontology annotation, cellular component: membrane; glycosylphosphatidylinositol-mannosyltransferase I complex. The record is from RefSeq and is a predicted model, not a curated record. Bases 216 to 1511 code for a protein of 431 amino acids.